AUGACCGUUGGUGUUGUUGGCUACAGCACGAGCUCUCAUCGUAUCGCCAACACGUCGUCCUCGCCCAUGGGAAGUGUACCUUCAGGAUCAACCAAAGGUGCUGUUGAUAUAACUUUACGAUCCAAUCAUUCUGACGACCAGAUUGAUCUACAUGCGCAUGUACUGCAGUCUCUUACCGUCGAACUACCUCCAGUUGUCAUAAUAGGUCAAUCCUGGAACCACAUCGCAGAUUUGGAACUAGCAGACCCAGAUCAUCUAUCACCAGGUCGGAUUGACAUCCUCAUUGAAGCUGACUCCUAUGGCUUAAUCAUCAUUAAGCCUGGAGUAAUCACGGGAAACCCGAGCCAGCCUAUCGCCAUUCAGACUGUCUUUGGAUGGGCUGUUCUUGGACAGGCUGGUCCAUCUUCUAUCACCGCGCCUGCACAUCAAGGUCACCUCAUCUCAAACUUGCAGCUUCGCGAACUUGUUUCGAGAUUUUGGGAGCAGGAAGAAGUUCCAGCGUCUCACCAAGACUCUCUCAGUGCUGAAGAAGCCGAGUGUGAAGCUCACUUCAUCGCUACGCACUCUCGCGACAGCUCCGGUCGCUACAUCGUGCGAUUGCCCUUCAAAUCCAACGCUCCUCCACUUGGAUACUCGAAAGGUAUCGCACAACGAUCUCUAUCUCGACUACUUCAUCGCAUCGUCCAUCAACCUAAUCUUCACCACCUGUACACGGAGUUUCCCACCGAGUACGAGUCCCGGGGUCACAUGGAGAAAGUCCAAUCGCCUACUGCUUCAGCCGAUGUCUAUCACCUGCCUCAUCACGGAGUGAUGCGGAAUAACAAGAUCCGUGUGGUGUUCUAUGGCUCUAGUAAGACCACAUCAGGCUAUCCUCUCAACGAGCUGCUUCAUGUUGGUCCCAAGACUCAGAAUGACACCUUCGACGUGCUUUUGUAUGUCCGUCGUCAUCGCCUCAUCUUCACAACUGACGUGGAGAAGUUGUUUCGCCAAAUUCUCGUACAUCCUGAUGAUCGCAAGUUCCAACGCAUCUUGUGGAUUGAUGAUCACUCGCAAACACAAGAGUUUGAACUUUCCACUGUUACAUACGGAACUACAUCAGCUCCUUACUUAUCAGGCCACACCCUGAGACAACUACUGCUAGACGAAGGUCACGACUUUCUUUUAGCUGCUGAGCCGUUCGAAAAGGGAAGUUAUGUCGACGACAUUAGUGGCGGUGCUGAUGAUCUCGACCCUCUCAACACUAUCGCAAAUCAAGUUGAAGAAAUGUAUCUACGCGGAUGCUUCCCUUUGGCUAAGUGGAAUAGCAACCAUCCUGAUUUCUUCAAACUUAAUUUACCACAUCAACCAGCCUGGCAGUGUGCGCCAGAUCUGCUUAAGUUCACUGGUCAAUACACACAAAGAGCAGCUAUCACCAAACGCACCAUCUUAUCUGAAACAGCCCAACUGUUUGACCCUCUGGGCUUGAUUUCGCCAGUCAUCGUCCGCGCCAAGAUCUUAAUGCAAGAUUUAUGGCAAGAAAAGGUCGGAUGGGAUGACAUUCUCACGCCGCCAAUUAUUCAGCGCUGGACGUCGUUUCGCGAUGAGCUAUCCCAACUAUCUCAGCUAGUUAUUCCUCGAUGGCUCAAUCUACGCGCUGAUAGCUCGAAAGUCGGGGUACAUGGGUUUUCAGAUGCAUCUCAAGUUGCAAUGGCUGCUGCUAUUUACCUCGAGGUAACGACCCUUAACGGAUCAUCAACAUCGACUCUCCAGCUCCAACACGUUCCCGUCUCAUUGUGGACUGACUCUGCUGUGACCCUGGCUUGGAUUAACAGCGAUCCAAUGCGCUGUAAGGAGUUCGUGAAGGACCGAGUUCAAGAGAUUCAGCAAACCUCGCCAAACGCCAUCUGGAGAUUCGUCUCAGGGAAGCAAAAUCCUGCAGAUUGUGCUUCUCGAGGUUUUACACCGGCACAACUUAUCAAUCACAAACUCUGGUGGUCUGGACCCGACUGCCACGAUUCAACGGGCAGUGGCAUGCUUCAAGAAAGUUCCUGGAUCCAGCUUGGACUCAUUACCUCUAAAUCCUGCUGA
This is a messenger RNA of Athalia rosae (coleseed sawfly), 2067 nucleotides long. RefSeq lists its product as uncharacterized. The coding region runs from base 1 to 2067 and encodes 688 amino acids. The record is from RefSeq and is a predicted model, not a curated record. The transcript has 5 exons. Lineage: Eukaryota; Metazoa; Arthropoda; Insecta; Hymenoptera; Athaliidae.